Messenger RNA from Prorocentrum cordatum, 935 nucleotides. Lineage: Eukaryota; Dinophyceae; Prorocentrales; Prorocentraceae. The record is from the annotation of a GenBank genome assembly.
AGUCACUCUGGCCUCGCCUGGGUGGCCUCUGCGGGACGAGGACGAGGGGGGCGACUCGGAGAGGAGGAGUGAGGAUAGAGGGCAGGGAGGGAGAGGCCCGCAGCUGCUCUGGCGAGAGAGCCUUCCGCCUCUGCGCCAUCGCGCACAUCGCACACAUUAGAGACAUUCAUGACUUUCCUCCCUCCGACAUCGCAUAUGGCGAGGCGAGGCCCAGCCACCAUCGCGGCAACGAUAUCUUUGUGUGAUUUGGUUUUCGAUGGACCCGCUGCUCGGGAGCGCACAGCUGCAGAGCAGGCUUUGGCCGCGAAGACCAUCCGCCUAGCCGACCUUCUAAACUGUAACGCGUCACCAAACGCGCGCGGCACGAGGGAUGCCAGGCUGGCGGGCCCCUUCGCCCCUGUCGUGAGCGCGAUGAGGGUUCCCGUCAUGAUGCCGCCGCCUCCUGGGCUUCGGACGCCGCUGAGGUCCGCCGCCGCCGUGUUUGUGCCGGGCGGCAAGAGAAGGCAGGCGCCGCUGUCAGAGAAGGACACGGACACGGAGGACCCGUCGGUGGAGGGUGCCGACAUUGAGUCGGACAAGGACACGGAGACUUCGUCAUCAAUGGACGCGGAGGCCGCGGCUUCUGAGCGGCGCGGCCCUAUUUUCGUCGAGCUUGGCCUAUGAUCACGGAAUCAUAGUCUUGUUUGGGGUUGUGGGGCUAAUCAUAAUUUGGUGCCCUGGGUUUCUUGGGUGUCGAUGGCUUGGCUGUGGAGUCGAGCUCCUCCUUGGAACGACGGGGGCCUGCCUGGCUGGCAAGGACUGGACCAGUCGACCGCCAGGCUCGCUCCCUCGCGAGGCUUCUUUUUAAUUCGCAGUGCGGCAGUGCAGAACCCGCUCCACAGACGCUUGUUUGCACAAUGUUAUCACGACGAGAGCCCCCCUAGGACAAAGUCAGG